Anopheles maculipalpis is the source of this 2020-nucleotide messenger RNA. It is a transcript of the gene Bulli, whose product is annotated as regulator of MON1-CCZ1 complex. The record is from RefSeq and is a predicted model, not a curated record. The transcript has 6 exons. Gene Ontology annotation, cellular component: Mon1-Ccz1 complex; lysosomal membrane; late endosome membrane. Lineage: Eukaryota; Metazoa; Arthropoda; Insecta; Diptera; Culicidae. Gene Ontology annotation, biological process: regulation of autophagy. The coding region runs from base 12 to 1997 and encodes 661 amino acids.
AAUGUCAACAAAUGGGAGUUUGUUAUGAUUCAGCGAUAAGAUCGGAGCGGAUGAUUCGUGGCUUAAACAUGGGCACGGAAUUACAACACUACUAUCUGGAACUGUCCCCGGAUCCGAUUCGUUUCGACGGUACCGGACUGCUGACAAACGUAUUCUUUGACGAUGCCAAACAACAGGUGAUUGCGGUCCGCUCGGGUGGAGCUACGGGAAUCGUAGUGAAAGGUGCGCGAGAUGGCGAGAACUUUGUGUUUUGCAUGGACCUACACUCGACCGAUACGCCCGAUGCACAGAUUCGCUCGAUCAAGUUCUCCAUCGACAAUCAGGUGCUGGCGGUGCAGCGUAGCGAGACGUCCGUGGAGUUUAUCAGCUUCUUGCCAAACCAUCGGCCCAACCUGCAGGAGAUGCUAAUGUACAAGGGCAAAAGCAUCAUCAAUGGGUUCGUUUGGGUGCAGGAGCGACAGGUAGCUCUGUUCACGAACGUAGGAGUGGAGAUAUUGAUGGUCAACUUUGAGAAGCGUGUCCUCAAAUCCGUCAAAUCGCUAAGCAUCACAAUGAACUGGUUCAGUUACUGUCCCGUUUCGAAGUUUGCGCUGUUGUCCUCCAAUUUGGGGACUAUUCUAACACCGAUCAUCCUGAAGCCGGCAACAAUCACCAAGCUACCCAGGCUGGAACUGGGUAUCGAUCAAGGCUGCAUGGGAAAAGACGUGACACUCGCCCAGCUGUACGGAACGAAUGCAAUAUUGAUUCUUAGACAGCCACCGAACCGACCGUUUGAGGUAGUAAUUUAUCUGCUGAACGGGCCUGGGCUGGCACCGAAAAAAUCCCACAUUCUUAAGCUGGGCCAGAGUGGUCGUUUCGCCAUGAACGUGGUUGAUGAUGUGGUGAUCGUACACCAUCAGGCGACGGCUAGCUCGAUGCUGUUCGACAUUGCGCUUAGUAGCAGUGAAACGGAACAUAGCACGGGAGCCGUCAUACACUCACCGAUCAUACCGGCGAAACCUAUUCGACCGUUUCAGCUCGAAGUUCCAAGCAUAUCGCUCGAUGGGAAAACGAUGAACUGUGAAUUAUAUACGAAAGAUUGGGUGCUGUUUCAACCAAAUAUUGUGAUCGAUUCGAAGCUCGGAUGCUUGUGGUUUGUUCAGCUUAAGUUGAGCGCACUCUGCGCACUAAUCACCGAUCGUUUACGGUUGGUGGAAUUUUUACUUCAACGCAGCGAAGGAAAAGCUGUCAUUCUUUCCGUGCUGAAAGACAUGAUGAGCACCACGUACAGUGGGACGAUGUUACCCGUGAUCGAGAGCAUUUUCCAUAAGCUUAACGCGCUGUACAAAAGUGUGUUGGACAGCGAGUUGCAGAGCCAAAUGGCGCUGAUGUCUCUAGCCAAAUCGCCGAUAAAAGUUCCUACUCCGCCGCGGGUCCUGAUCGAUCAGACCGACAUGUACUCGAUCGUAUUUUCCACCAUCAUCGAUGCGCCACAGAUGGGAAAGAUUUUGCUGCUGUAUCUAAAUUCGCUAGCGCGUAAUGGAAUCAACGCGAACCACGAGCUAAGUAAGGCACUCUUGAUUGAUCUGGUGAGCCACAAACAGUUCGACACGUUACAGUUUUUGUUGAAGUAUUCGGCACUGAACGAAUCGAAAGCUUUGGCCUGCUUUUUGCUAUCUUUGUCGAACGUCGUGCAUCCAGUCAUAUCGCAAAUGGCGCUUGAUAUGUUGGCACGGCUAAAUGCGAAUGAAAUCAUACUGGAGGUGCUACUGGAACGAGGCCAGGUUAUCGAUGCGCUACGGCUGGCGAAACAGAUGCCUGGGGCGGAUUCCUUGCCGGCGAGAAAAUAUCUUGAGGCUGCAUUCAAAACCGGUGACCCGUUAAUAUUCCAUUCGGUGUACAACUUUUUCCAGAUGAAAAAUGUGCGACUUCGUGGUUGUCCUGAUUUUUUGAAACAUGAACAAUGUGGAGAGUAUGUACAAUAUUAUCAAAGUUUAAUCGCAAACCAAUGCUUAUAGAGUUAAUCCGCACUGUAUCGAAG